Molecule: messenger RNA, 1912 nt
Organism: Papilio machaon (common yellow swallowtail)
Lineage: Eukaryota; Metazoa; Arthropoda; Insecta; Lepidoptera; Papilionidae
Product: dopamine D2-like receptor
Exons: 8
Coding region: 47-1912 (621 amino acids)
Biological process (GO): adenylate cyclase-activating adrenergic receptor signaling pathway
Cellular component (GO): membrane
Molecular function (GO): G protein-coupled receptor activity; dopamine neurotransmitter receptor activity, coupled via Gi/Go
Source: RefSeq, a predicted model, not a curated record
UCAAUGAUGAAAUAAAAAUAGCUACAACAGUGUGAUAGAGCCGGCCAUGACUACAAGAGUACCAUAUUAUUAUAAUACAGCCUACAAUAGUAUUACGACUUAUCCAUACCCAUCUAAAAGACCUCCCGAUAAUAUGAUAAGACAAGCAAACAAUAAUUAUAGCGACACAGAGAAAACGAAAGAGGAUUACGAAAGGAAAGAGAUUGGAAAUGGCACCAGAAAUAGAGAGAGUUUUAUGAUGCUAGUCGAUGAUUUUAGUGAUUAUUUCUAUGGAAAUGCAAGUCACGAUAUAUUUAGCGUUCAUAACGGUUCCUUAGACAUUCUAAAUGAUGUAUACGAGUACUCAAAUUGCACGUUUAACGGGACUUUAAAUGUUUCUUGUUUCAACCGAAUAGAUGUUACCCCUCAAUAUAAUUUCUGGGCUUUGUUACUGUUGAUAUUUCCAUUUUUUACUCUGUUCGGUAACGUGUUGGUGAUACUGAGUGUAGUGAGAGAAAGGACACUGCAGACGGUGACGAACUACUUCAUAGUGAGUCUGGCAGUAGCUGACCUGUUGGUGGCAGUCGUCGUUAUGCCAUUCGGAGUUUAUUAUCUGGUGAACGGAUCGUGGGGUCUGCCGGCGUUCGUCUGUGACGUGUACAUAGCCAUGGAUGUCACGUCCUCUACCUCCAGUAUAUUCAAUCUAGUUGCCAUAUCUGUUGACAGGUAUAUCGCGGUAACUCAACCAAUAAAGUACGCGAAGCACAAGAACAACCGUCGGGUGUGGCUGACGAUACUGCUGGUAUGGUUGGUGUCUGCGGCCAUCGGCGCCCCCAUUGUACUCGGCCUGAACGACACGCCUGACCGCAAUUUCGACGAAUGCCUCUUCAAUAGCCAGAACUACGUGCUCUACUCCUCCAUCGGUUCCUUUUACAUCCCCUGCAUUAUGAUGAUGUUCCUGUAUUAUAAUAUAUUUAAGGCACUAAGAAAGAGAGCGAAAAAGCAACGUGCAGCAAAAAAACCUCCGGUAUCUGGUGACCCCAUAACCGGAGCCACGACCGCCGUGGUCAUAGAGAACGUGGCACAGACCAGAAUGCUGACAGAAACCGCGCUGCACGAUGACCGUCCCACGAACACUGGUUCCGGGAGCAACGAGGACGAUCACGAUGACAGCUUCGACAAGAGGUCAGUGGAUCUGGAGGCUGACGCUGAAGACUGUCAUGUUAUACCUAACGACAAAUCGACGGACUUCAUGCUCGCUGCUGUCGCUGAAGAAACAAUCAAGACACCAAAGAGAAGUCUGAAGAUACAGAUGGUGCCGGACACAAACGGGAACAACGACUCAGGAUAUGCGGCGUCAGCGGCGGAGGAGGGGCGUGAAUGGCGGGAGGUGCGGGAGACGUCGCCGCCGGGCUCACCAGGUCCACGCGGCGCCACCGUGCUGCGCAACCUCGCCGCUGACACCAAGUUCAAGAAAAACGGCAAAAUGACCAGGCUGGAUACAGACUCAAGAAACGCGUCGCUGGGCAUGCGUUCGGAGGAUGAGCACGAGGCCAGUACGCUAGAGCUGCGCGAGUGCAGCAAGAAGGAGCGCAAAGCCAGCGCCGCCACCGCACGCUUCACCAUCUACAAGGCUAACAAGGCCAGCAAAAAGAAACGGGAGAAGUCCUCCGCAAAGAAGGAGAGGAAGGCCACCAAGACAUUAGCUAUCGUCUUAGGUGUGUUCCUGUUUUGUUGGGCGCCAUUCUUCACGUGCAACGUUGUAGAGGCAGCGUGCGGCAAACUAGGCCUGGAGUGCAGCCCUGGCGUCACUGUCUUCAUCCUCAACACCUGGCUUGGAUAUGUCAACUCCUUUCUCAACCCCGUUAUCUAUACCAUCUUCAACCCCGAGUUCCGCAAGGCCUUCAGGAAGAUUCUCAGGUGCAGCACCUAG